GGCAUAUAGGUUAUCGAUCCAUCAAUUUGGUGUCACUUUAUUCUUAUUAGUAGCCUAUAUUUCUGUAUGCUACUGAGAGACAUUUAACCGUUUAAACCGCUCUUCGCGUAAUUUUAAUGUAUUGUAGGCUACUUGCUCGAUGAAGUCUAUUCUUGGUUGAAUUUACCGUGUAUUUUUUUAAGCUUGUUAGUCUUAGGGCCAGGCAUUGUCUUUAGUGACUGUGUUUUUUGCUAAGUACGUAAUGAGUUCGCCUUCAUGUUAAAUAGUUUAUAAUUUGUAUUGGAUUUACUACAGUACCUGGCGACAGCUGGUAGAGCAGCCCAGUAUGUAGAGGCAAUCGCAUAUCUUCAGGACAGGCUUUUGUGGAUAUGAGCUGGUCAUCGAUCAAAGAGGCAACAGUUUCCUUUCUUCUUCAAAGAAAGGCGUCCAGCAACAAUGCCGCAACCCAGAGUCAAGCUGGUGGUGACGGGAGAUGAUUUCGGCUACUGUCCUAAGAGAAACCAGGGGAUAGUGGAUUGUUUCCAGGCCGGGGGGAUUUCUAAUGUGUCCCUACUGGUUAAUGCCUCCUCGGCGAUUGAAGCGACCGAGCUGGCCAAAAGACACCGCAUUCCAAUCGGUCUCCACGCCAACCUCUCUGAGGGUCUACCAGUCUGCAAGGGCUUAAUGAGGAACUCCACUUUACUCAACAAGGAUGGCUUCUUCCAUGGGAAAAUGGGCUUCCGGAAAGCCUUGCAGAGCGGUCAGCUUAGCAUGGCGGAGGUGGAGCAGGAGCUGCGGGCCCAGGUGAGGCUGUUUGGAGAGCUGAUGGGUCAUAUGCCCUCUCACAUGGAUGGACACCAGCACAUCCAUGUGCUGCCAGAGGUGCGUGAGGUGUUUGCUCAGGUGCUGUCUGACUGUGGCAUCUCCUACACGCGUGUUCCGGUUGAGCGGGGACUACACGCGUGUCCCUGGCUGUCCCCUGUCCUCAGAGACUUUUAUAUGCAGGUGGAGAAGGACGCGCUGGAGUCCAUCCCAGUGUUCAGACAUCAUGGCAUCCGAUGGCCUGACGUGUACCUGGGUCUAACUACAAUGGGUGGCAACAUGUCCAUCACUAACCUGAGAAGAGCAUUCAGCCACGCCCUGGACGGAUGGGUCUCACUAUCUCCCCCUAGUGGAGUUGACAGGAUCCACACCAACUUGGCCCAUACGGUGCUGACGGCCGAGCUCAUGGUGCAUCCUGGGUAUCCCAGUCAGCCCCAGGAGGGUGGGUGUGGCGAGGGGCCGGAUGACUUCUCCCAGUCAGUUGACCGGGAGCAUGAGCUGAUCACCCUGAAGGACCCAGCCCUGCUGGCCUUCUACACCAAGGAGAGAGUCCAACUCUGUGCCUUCAGGGACCUCUGAGGCCCCCUGCAGGAACUCCCAGGGAUGGGGUCACAGGUUUUCCUAAAAAUCUCUCGUUUUGUAAAUAUCUGUUAAAGAAUUCCAGGUCAUAGGAUUACGUGCACCCAGCAGCUUCUCCCCUGCUGAUUCUCAAAUGUGGAUUUUCGAAAUUAAGCGGGUAUUGGAUAUUUUAUUUUUUGACUUGUUUCCAAUUCCAAGGACUUCAUCCGCUGCUCUGUCAUUGGUGUAACCUUACCUCAGAGUUACCAGGUAGCAAUCUCUGUAGGAAAUGAUCAGUUUUUCAUUCACCUCAGUGUUGAGGAGCAGGAAGAACACCUCCAUCAUUCCAACACUAAUGUCAAAUCCAGUCAUCACAUGUCGGUGCCAAAACUCUGUGGCCCGAAUAGGACGUGCCUACAGCCUAUAUUUUUAAUACGCAUUUUUAAAUUAUGGACAUUUGCAUAAGCUAUGUAUUUAUAAUUGUGCAUGCAGACUGCCCAGGUCUUAAAAUGUUCUUAUUUAAAAUUUAUCAUGUAUAUUUUUGUUAACAGUUCAUGUGAAAAAAUGUAUGUAAUGUUAUUCUUGGAAUAUCACAAGACCAAGAAAGCACAAGCAUUAGAAGUGCAGUACUGAAUAGGCCACAAUAGCCAUAGUGAAUUCACAAUAGUGAAUAAAUUAAAGAUGGUGACAGAAAAUAAAAGGCAUAACUCUUGAAUUCAGUUUUGUAUCUUGAAUUAAGGGGCAAUGUAUAUCCAAAAUUAAUAUUCUGGAACUUCAAGCCAGGUCACUUUGUCAAAUGGCACUUUAUUCACUAGUAUUAGCACUGUUCAAAAGUGCAAGUAAAUGUGUAUAUCACUAAAUAUCUGUAUAUAUCCUAAAUGCUGAUUGGCUGAUAGCCAUGGUAUAUGAUGCUGCCACUCCAUGGUGGACUGAUGACACAGAUUUCCAUCUCAGCGGUUCAAAUCACUGUACCUCGAAUUUCAGUCAGCAAUCUACCAUAAACAUUAACCAAGCGCCAGUAUGAAAUGGACCUGUAAUCUCUAAAGCUAAUUUUGACUGGUAAAAAAUUGGGUGAAUCUCACACAUAGCCGAUCCCAUGGGUAUGAGUCUGUAAAUGGGGACACUGUUGCAGUCACCAGGAGUUGUGGUCCCCCCAGUGGUUAGUUUUUACUGAAAUAACACCUUAAUACCCACACGAUUGGCCUCCCCCAAAUCUGGCCUGACGCCUUUAUCCAGAUCGACAAAGGAGAGUCAAUCUGCCAGCCUACAUUCAGUGGCUCUGGAACAUAUUCAUACCCCUAACUUUCUCCACGUUCUGUAGAACGAGCAUUGAUUGAUUGCAUUUCCCCAGCGUGUAAACGAUUCUAGUGUAGACUUCCUGGUUGAGCAAGCAGCAUGAUAAAUUCGUAACAGAGCUGAAUUUACUUUGAAAGACUUCUUGAUGUCGACUGUCCCCAGUCUCCCGGGAAUUUCUGUGAUGAUGGAAUGUGAAUGGAACGAUCGAAUUUGAUACCACGGUAUUACAUGUGAAUGUGGAUAAAGUAAAAAAAUAAUCUAGAAUAACCAGAUACUAAAAUAUAGUGCCUUUGAAAAGUAUUCAGAACCAUUCACUUUGUCCACAUUUGUAAUUGAUUACAUUCCAAAGGCAAAUGACAUUUUGGUUUUGCCAACUAUCUAAGCCUAAUAACCCAUUAACGACAAAGCAAAAAUAUAUCUUUCAAAAUGUGUGGAAAUGUAUUGAAAAUUAAAAACCUGAAAUAUG
Molecule: messenger RNA, 3121 nt
Organism: Esox lucius (northern pike)
Lineage: Eukaryota; Metazoa; Chordata; Actinopteri; Esociformes; Esocidae
Gene: ydjc
Product: YdjC chitooligosaccharide deacetylase homolog
Exons: 6
Coding region: 436-1380 (314 amino acids)
Biological process (GO): carbohydrate metabolic process
Molecular function (GO): deacetylase activity
Source: RefSeq, a predicted model, not a curated record